AUGACAGCUCUAGUAACUGGUGGAACCCGAGGCAUAGGGUACGCCAUUGUUGAAGAGUUAGCGGAAUUUGGAGCAGCGGUGCAUAUAUGUUCAAGAAAUGAAGAAGAUAUUAACAAAUGUUUGGAAGAGUGGAAAAAUAAAGGAUUUAAGGUGACAGGAUCAGUAUGUGAUUUACUAUUCCGUGACCAACGUGAAAAAUUAAUGGAAACUGUUGCUACAGUUUUUAAUGGAAAACUCAAUAUUCUAGUAAACAAUUCUGGGAUAUUUACUCCUAAACCUAUCAUGGAUUAUACCGAUGAAGAUGUAGCAACUAUAAUGAGUACUAAUUUUGUGUCUGGUUACCAUUUGUGUCAACUUGCACACCCACUUCUAAAAGAAUCUGGAUAUGGAAGCAUAGUAUUCAUAUCCUCAAUUGGAGGUCUGAAAGCCUUUGAUUCUUGUUCUGCCUAUGCAGCUUCUAAAGGAGCUAUGAAUCAGUUUACUAAGAACGUAGCAUUGGAAUGGGCAAAGGAUAAUAUUCGAGCUAAUGCUGUGGCACCUGGACCUGUCAAGACCUUACUCUUAGAGAAUGCUAUGAAAUUAUCUGAAGGAGUGGAUAAUGCCGUUGAAGAUAUAGUGUCUAAAUCGCCGGCUGGUAGGAUGGGAGAAUCUAAGGACAUAUCAGGAUUGGUUGCAUUUCUUUGUCUUCCAGCUUCUUCACACAUAACCGGACAAAUUAUAGCUGCAGAUGGAGGUCUUCUCUUUUAUGUGGUGAGAGUGAUUCGUCCUCUUGUCUUCUUUUUAUCUUCUUGCCCAAACGCUUUUCCUCUCACAGGUUUCCUUUUGUUCUUCCAUGAGUUUAAGCGACACUUUGAUUUGUUCAUGUGUGUCUCUUCCUCGAUUUUGCAUUCCAUCGUCAUUUCUAAGUUUUUGGGUGAUUUCCCCAUUGCUUCGUUUGCUUCCAUCUUUGCAUUUUCUACUAGUGCUUGUUAUGAUUUAAGGAUGAGUUAUGAUGAUGGUGGUAAAAAAUCUGGGGCUCGUCAAGAUGACGAGGAUCUAGAGGAGCCUGUGGAGAAAGAUGGAAGGGUUAACCCAUUUAGGCUUGAAAUCAGGCAAGUUCGUUCUGCUUUUUAUUUUCCUCAAGUACUCGUGGUGAACUUAAAAAGGGUUGAGGAUUAG
Vicia faba (fava bean) is the source of this 1158-nucleotide messenger RNA. Lineage: Eukaryota; Viridiplantae; Streptophyta; Magnoliopsida; Fabales; Fabaceae. The record is from the annotation of a GenBank genome assembly.